Messenger RNA from Adelges cooleyi (spruce gall adelgid), 996 nucleotides. RefSeq names its product proteasome subunit alpha type-2-like. The transcript is spliced from 6 exons. Bases 116 to 835 code for a protein of 239 amino acids. Gene Ontology annotation, biological process: ubiquitin-dependent protein catabolic process. The record is from RefSeq and is a predicted model, not a curated record. NCBI's taxonomy places the organism in Eukaryota, Metazoa, Arthropoda, Insecta, Hemiptera, Adelgidae. Gene Ontology annotation, cellular component: proteasome core complex; proteasome core complex, alpha-subunit complex.
AUUUUCCGCUUAGUAAUUAUUCGUUUGUUGUUCAUUGAAAAUCAAGUCCAUUGGAAUUUUCUGAUUAAAUAUUUUUUGUUUUAUUAACAAUCUUGUUCAUUUAACUUAAGGAAACAUGGCUACUGAAAGAUACAGUUUCUCGUUGACUACGUUCAGUCCUUCGGGGAAACUCGUUCAGAUUGAAUACGCUUUAGCAGCAGUGUCGGCUGGAGCCGCAUCGGUCGGAAUCAAAGCAUCUAAUGGAGUUGUAGUAGCAACAGAAAACAAACGGAAAUCUAUUUUGUAUGAAACAACUGUGGAAAAAGUUCAAAAGAUUACUCCCAACAUUGGAAUGGUCUACAGCGGUAUGGGUCCAGAUUAUAGACUUCUAGUAAGGAAGGCAAGAAAAGAAGCCGCACAAUACCAAUUAAAAUUUGAAGAAGAAAUUCCUACUGCUUUGUUAGUUCAAGAAGUAGCUAGUGUAAUGCAGGAAUAUACUCAAUCUGGAGGUGUAAGGCCAUUCGGUGUAUCAUUAUUGGUUUGUGGUUGGGAUAAAACAGGCCCCAAGUUGUAUCAGUGUGAUCCUUCAGGAGCAUACUUCGCAUGGAAAGCUACAGCGUUGGGCAAAAACUAUGUCAAUAGCAAAUUAUUUUUAGAAAAGAGGUAUAAAGAAGACUUGGAAUUAGAAGACGCUAUCCAUACAGCGAUUUUAGCACUGAAAGAAGGUUUCGAAGGACAGAUGACAGCAGAUAACAUCGAAGUUGGCGUUUGUCGUAAAGACAAAAAUGAUGAAAUUAUAUUCGAGAAGCUUGACCAACAACAAGUUGCCGACUAUUUGGCAAAUAUACCAAACUAAGCGUUUAUUAUCAUUUUUUUUUCGAUUAACAUUACUUCAAUUUGAGUGAAAGUACACGCUUAGGCUUGAAGAAACUUUGUUAUUUUGUUUAAAUUUAUACAUACGUUCAUUAAUGAAACACAACUGAUUUUGAAAAGUAAAGGCAUAUGGUAUUUUGUAAA